Messenger RNA from Lithohypha guttulata, 3306 nucleotides. RefSeq names its product eukaryotic translation initiation factor 5B (gene FUN12). Bases 1 to 3306 code for a protein of 1101 amino acids. Gene Ontology annotation, molecular function: GTP binding; translation initiation factor activity; GTPase activity. The record is from RefSeq and is a predicted model, not a curated record. Gene Ontology annotation, cellular component: cytoplasm; mitochondrion. Lineage: Eukaryota; Fungi; Ascomycota; Eurotiomycetes; Chaetothyriales; Trichomeriaceae. Gene Ontology annotation, biological process: translational initiation. The transcript has 3 exons.
AUGGCUCCUAAGGCAAAGAAAGGCAAGAAACAGCAAGAUGACUGGGAAGCCGAUCUAGGCGAGGAUGCAACUACUGCACAGACAAAUGGUGGUGAACCUGAGCCAAAUGUUGGGCCCGAGGAUGCUGCUGAGGAACAGGCAGGUAGUGGUGGCCUGCUUGCUGCAUUGAAGAAGAACAAGGAGAAGCGAAAGAAGAAGGGAAAGCAAGAAGACGAUUUUGUCGAGGGAGAGGAUCUUGCGGCCAUCGUCAAUGGAGAAGCACCCGCUAACACUAAUGGUGAUGCUCUUGCCGAGAAAGCGCCUGAGGAGGCCACCUUUGACGAUGACGAAGACAUCUUUGCUGGAAAUGCUAAGAAGGGCAAAGCCAACAAGAAGGGACCUGCUAAAGUUGUGGCGGAAGAAGACGAGAUUGACGACAACGAUUCCGUUGCUGAUGGUGCUGCUGGAGGUGGUGUGAAGAGCAAAAAGGAGAAAGAGAAAGAGAAGAAGGAACGAGAAAAGCAGCGAAAGAAGGAGCAGGCUGCAAAGAAGAAGUCUGCCACACCCGCACCCGAGCCGGCCGAGAAGAAGCCUGAACCAGCGAAGAAAGUUGAGGUCGAGAAGGUCGAAGAGCCAGUAUCUACAGCAGGUAAGGACGAUGGCAAGAAGAAGAAGAAGCUCAAUCCUGCUUUGGCAGCCCUGCAGAAGCAGCAAGAAGAGCUGAAGGCUCGCCGAGAAGAGGAAGAGCGUCUAGCUGCUGAAGAGAAAGCCGCGGCAGAGGAAAGACAACGACUUGAGGAGGAAGAGGAGAAGAGGCGGCAGGAGGCCAAGGAGGCUAAGAAGCAAAAGGAGAAAGAGAAGAAAGAGCAGCUCAAGAAAGAGGGCAAGUACAUGACUGAGGCCGAGAAGAAGAAAAAGAGGCUGCAAGAUCAGCGUAUGCAGCAGAUGCUCGCUUCUGGCGUCUCAGUCGCUGGACUUGGUGGAGCUGAGGUGGAGGAGAAGAAGAAGACUGCUGCUGCUGACCGACGCAAAAAGGGUCCAAAGAAGGAGGAGGUCGACCUCGAAGCUGCAGCAGAACGAGCGAGACAGGAGGCUGAGGCUGCUGCUGCCGAACGCGAGAAGAAGCGGAAGGAGGUUGAGGAGGCUGCCAAAGCCGCAGCAGAAGCCGAGGCAGCUGCCAAAGAGGAUGCACCCGAGGAGCUUGAGGACUGGGAGCAGAAGGCCGACGAAGAUGUCAAGGAUAGUUGGGAUGCCGAGACUGACGAUGAGGCAGCUGAGCCAGUCGAGAAGCAGGUCAAUGGCUACACAGCGAAGCCUGCAGCCACUAAUGGAGCGACCGCUAAGGCGGCUGCAGCAGAUACCAAGACCCUGGCAGUUCGCGAGAAACCAGUUGAUUCUGAGACCGAGAGCGAGGACGAGUCAUCGGAAGACGAAGCGCAGACAGCCGCUAAAAGAGCUGCAGCGAAGAGGAAGGCAGAGGCCAAACAGCGACGAGAUGAAGCCCACGAAGCCGCUCUUGCUGCUCGAAGCAAAGACAACCUUCGCUCGCCGAUUUGCUGUAUUCUUGGUCACGUCGAUACGGGCAAGACCAAAUUGCUUGAUAAGAUUCGACAAACGAAUGUGCAAGAGGGCGAAGCUGGUGGUAUCACCCAGCAAAUCGGUGCCACCUACUUUCCUCUUGAUGCAUUAAAGCAAAAGACUGCGGUGGUCAAUAAAGAUGAGAGCUUCGAGUUCAAAGUUCCUGGUCUUCUCAUCAUCGAUACACCAGGUCACGAGUCUUUCUCCAACCUACGUUCUCGUGGUUCGUCCCUUUGCAACAUUGCUAUCCUGGUCGUCGAUAUCAUGCACGGUCUUGAGCCUCAGACGCUUGAGUCAAUGAAACUGCUGCGAGACAGGAAAACUCCGUUCAUUGUCGCCCUCAACAAGAUCGAUCGUCUCUACGGCUGGAAGAAGAUCGACAACAAUGGCUUCCAAGAAUCGCUGGCUAUGCAGAACAAGGGCGUGCAAAACGAAUUCAAGGACAGGCUCGAGCGUACUAAACUUGCCUUUGCUGAGCAAGGUUUCAAUGCCGAGCUUUAUUAUGAGAACAAGAACAUGGCCAAAUACGUAUCGCUUGUGCCGACGUCAGCACAUACAGGAGAAGGUGUGCCAGACAUGCUCAAACUGAUUUGCAAGUUAACGCAAGAGCGUAUGACAGGCAGUCUUAUGUAUCUGUCCGAGGUCGAGGCUACCGUUCUUGAGGUCAAGGUUAUUGAGGGACUUGGCACCACAAUCGAUGUGGUUCUUUCUAACGGCAUCUUACGAGAAGGAGACCGCAUAGUUCUUUGUGGCCUGAACGGCGCGAUCACGACUAACAUCCGAGCUUUACUAACACCAGCACCACUCAGAGAAUUGCGGUUGAAGUCGCAAUAUGUGCACAACAAAGAGGUCAAAGCUGCGCUUGGUGUCAAGAUCGCAGCCAACGAGCUCGAAGGCGCUAUUGCUGGAUCUCGACUGAUGGUGGUCGGACCAGAAGAUGACGAGGAGGAGCUAGAAGACGAGGUUAUGGCCGACCUGCAAAACCUGCUCGGCAAGGUGUCCAAGGAUAACCGUGGUGUCAGUGUGCAAGCAUCGACUCUAGGUUCGCUCGAAGCUCUCCUGGAAUUUUUGAAGCAGUCGAAGAUUCCAGUAGCCAACAUUUCGAUUGGCCCCGUCUACAAACGAGAUGUCAUGAUGGCAGGUACAAUGUUGGAAAAAGCCAAGCAAUUCGCAGUAAUGCUUUGCUUCGAUGUCAAAGUUGACAAAGAAGCUGUAGCAUAUGCUGAAGAACAAGGCAUUAAGAUCUUCACAGCUGACAUUAUCUACCACUUGUUCGACGACUUCACCAAGCAUAUGGCACAGUUGAGGGAACAGAAGAAGGAGGAAAGCAAGCUUGAGGCUGUCUUCCCUUGUGUUCUCAACCCACUUCAAGUGUUCAACAAGAAAGACCCUAUUGUCAUUGGUCUGGACGUGAUCGACGGCACUCUCCGCCCUCUGACUCCGAUUGCGGUGGUGAAGAACAACCCCGUGACUAACGUCAAGGAAAUCAUCAGCCUUGGUAGAGUAACGUCGAUUGAACGGGAACACAAGGCCAUUCCACUAUGCAAAAGAGGUCAGCCAUCGGUUGCCGUCAAGAUCGAAGGACCUAAUCAGCCACUCUAUGGGCGUCAAAUCGAAGAGAAAGACACUCUGUAUUCACUCAUCUCACGCAAGUCGAUUGACACACUCAAGGAAUUCUACAGAGAUGACGUCUCGAAGGAGGAGUGGAACCUGAUCAAGAAGCUCAAGCCACUGUUCGAUAUUCCUUAG